Molecule: messenger RNA, 426 nt
Organism: Sclerotinia sclerotiorum 1980 UF-70
Lineage: Eukaryota; Fungi; Ascomycota; Leotiomycetes; Helotiales; Sclerotiniaceae
Exons: 4
Coding region: 1-426 (141 amino acids)
Source: RefSeq, a predicted model, not a curated record
AUGGCACCCAAAGCCCAACGCGUAGUAGUCGAGCGCCCCGCCCGUCGCACUGCUCAACCAAAAGGUUAUUUCGCAAGCACAUAUUCUGCAUUAACUGCACCCGAGAAUGCGAGUGUGGUGAGGAGUAUUGGGGUUUUUGGACUUGCGGUUGCGUUUUUUUCGAGCACUUGGAGUGAUUAUCUUUUGCCUCCGGUGUGUUGUGAUUUGUUUUCUCGAGCCAGCAUUCUACGGGAACAGCAGAGUUGUAGAAGACCACCGUCUAUGUGGAAUGGAAUCCCAAAAAUUCGGAAGGUCACUCUAACCCCAUCACAGCAAAAACUCCCCCAUCCUCUCCACCCUACCAUUCUAUUCCAGCUAUUCCUUACUUCCCAAGUAGCCGAUAUCUUCUUGAUUUUUUUAGAGUAUGCUGAAUGCAAUAUUGGGUAG